AUGCUAGACACUCCGCUGGAAGGUAUCUUCACGUGUGCCCAAUUCACUGGUCUUGGAGUGUUUUACACGUAUUUUCUAGCUCUUAUUCUAUCAUUCAAUAUCCCCAUCACACAUGCUGUCUAUAUGACUUUUCUCGGUGCUCUUCUUGUUCAUUUCUCCGGAUUUUAUAAGAUGGACAACUGGAAAUACGAGCCAAAGACUUGCAUUGUCUAUGGUUUGUAUAUGAUGAGUUUUUGCUCGGCAGCACUCGCCGCCUGCUUUUUUGCACAGGGAGAUGUUGACAAUGAGUUGAUUCUCAUAGUCCUCCCAAAAGUGUCUUGCAUCAUCUUCUUCAUCUCCUUCUACCUCACACGUAUCUCCUCAGUAUUCUACGUCAAUAUUCUAUGUGCUCCGUGUAAAUCUUCAGAAGUCGCAGGAAAGCUGACGUGGCUAGUCGCCGUGAUUCUGAUGGCGUUUAAUUUGGUUGGUUAUGAAGACUAUCAGAAGAGUCUCGGCAUAACGCUAAUCGUUUACGGCUUUCUCUACCUGAGUCUCGCCUUUUUCAUCAGUGACAAACUACCCGAAACACGUGGAUUAUUUGAUCAUGAAGUGGCCAAACUAUUCGGAUUCUAUCAAUUACAACAUGUUCUCAAAUACGAGGAGCAUCGAACAUUGUCGUGUUCAGACGGCACAACUUUCUAUUUCCGAAAUUUGACGAAUGACAAGGUGGCUAUUAAUUUAAUCUUCUCCAAUCCAAACGACCAUCUGACUGCGGAACACUUCUCAAGAAAGAACAUAAGGGGGCGUGGCCAUUUGAAAAUAGAAGUGAAAAGGAGAGAACAUAAGCAGAAGAAUGAUCGAUUGUUUAUAUUCUAUGCGAAAGAUUUGAAGGAUUUGGAGAAUAUGAAUAAGUGCGGAUUUUUGACAGUGCGUUUUUGA
Molecule: messenger RNA, 918 nt
Organism: Caenorhabditis remanei
Lineage: Eukaryota; Metazoa; Nematoda; Chromadorea; Rhabditida; Rhabditidae
Exons: 4
Coding region: 1-918 (305 amino acids)
Source: RefSeq, a predicted model, not a curated record